AAUUCUUUGAUCGCCAUGGCGACCACUGCCGCCAGUCCGUAUCACGUCCAGACGACAACGGCGGCGGCGGCACCACCAGGCGUCGGCGUCAAGUUCAUCCUUGCCGGUUGCUCCAACUUGAGUGCGGCGUUCAUCACGAACCCCAUAGACGUUCUAAAGACGCGCAUGCAGCUAGAAGGAGAAUUGCCUCCCCAUGCUCCGAGGCGGUAUGGCGGGUUCGUCGCUGGCGGCCAUACCAUAUUACGCUCGGAAGGAUGGAGGGGGUUCUACAAAGGACUCACUGCAUCUCUGAUGCGGGAUGGGUUCUACUCUGGCAUUCGUCUGGGAGCGUACGAGCCAGUGAAGGAGCUCCUUGGCGCGACCGACCCGUCCACGACUCCGCUCUACACGAAAAUCACGGCCGGAGCGAUCACGGGCGCGUUCGGCAGUGCGUUGGCGAACCCCACCGACCUGGUCAAAGUGCGCAUGCAAGGGGAAGGCACUCGGUAUGCAUCGACCCGUCAAGCGUUCGUCGAUAUCUGGACGCAUGAAGGGACCCGGGGUCUAUGGAAAGGGGUCGGGCCGACUGUGAAGCGAGCGGCACUGCUCACCGCGACCCAGAUCCCUAGCUACGACCACUCCAAGCACCUGCUCAUCAACCACGACGUGCUCGAAGAAGGCGUGCUGCUGCACUUCAUCUGUAGCAUGUUUGCGGGGUUUAUGGCGGCGACCGUCACCUCUCCAGGUACAUAGUCAUUCUACAUACACAUCAUCUCGGGGUUUGAUAUGUGUAGUCGACGUGAUCAAGACUCGCAUCAUGCAUCAGUCGACGCAAGUGUACUCUGGGUCUGUGGAUGCAUUCCAGAAGAUCGUACGGAGCGAAGGAAUCGCGGGACUGUACAAGGGCUGGUUCCCCAACUGGAUGCGCCUCGGUCCGCACACCAUGAUCACGCUCAUGAUCUUUGAAGAGUUAAGAAAGAUCGCUGGCCUCCCACCCAUCUAGGGACAAAGACGCGGCACCGCCUUGGAUACUCGAAAGAAAUCAACCGUAUAGAUAUAUAUAUAUAUAUAUUCAGAAAAUAUAUUUGAAAUAUAUAUGCUUGAC
Molecule: messenger RNA, 1084 nt
Organism: Aphanomyces astaci
Lineage: Eukaryota; Oomycota; Saprolegniomycetes; Saprolegniales; Verrucalvaceae
Exons: 2
Coding region: 16-732 (238 amino acids)
Source: RefSeq, a predicted model, not a curated record